AUGACUUGGCCAGAUCAAUCAGACACCGAAGAAGAGCGUAUCCUGAAGCUGUUACGCGAAGAGCAGUCGCGGACGGUGACUCCCGAGCAGGCCGAGUUUGACGGACUUUCCAAGACGCGUAAAUUGGAGAAACUAAACGAGCUGGUCAAACGUUCGCAAGUGUUCAGUAGUAUCAUUGCUGACACGCUUUUGGACAGUUCCAAGAAGGAGGAAGUGCAAAGCAAGCAGAAGCGGCGCAAGACGAACGACGGGAAGGCUGCUGAGAAUGAGUCUGCGCAGCCAAAGCUCCUCACCGGGUGCCAAAUGAAGGACUAUCAGAUCGCAGGUAUGGAAUGGCUGAUCACGCUGUAUCAGAACGGGCUGAACGGGAUUCUGGCUGACGAAAUGGGUCUUGGUAAGACUCUGCAGAGUAUUGCCUUGAUUGCGUUCCUGAUUGAGCAAGGAAUCGAAGGCCCAUUUCUUAUAUGCUGUCCGUUGUCGACCGUUUCCAAUUGGAUCUCCGAGUUUGAGAGGUUUGCUCCGCAAAUCAAGGUGCUUGCCUACGUUGGUUCCAAGACGCAACGUCCCAAGUUGCGGCGGCAGUUUUCGAAAUGUGCGGUGAUCGUCACCUCCUACGAGAUCAGCAUACGCGAUUUCCGCUACUUGAGCGCCAAACUGUGGAAGUUCUUGAUUGUAGACGAGGGACACCGUCUGAAGAACAGUGAGUGUCUUUUGAUCCGCCAACUUAAACGUCUCAGGACCUCAAACCGCUUGCUUUUGACGGGGACACCUUUGCAGAAUAACCUGAACGAGCUUUGGUCUCUGCUGAACUUCAUUCUGCCGGAGAUCUUCCAUGACGUCGACAUGUUCCAGCAGUGGUUUGAUUUUUCUGCUCUGGAAGAAAUGAAAGACGAGGACACAGAAUUCAAUCAGCUGAUCAAUGCAGAGAUCCAGAAGAGCCUGAUCACCAACCUGCACACUAUUUUGCAACCAUUCUUGCUCCGCAGGCUGAAACGAGAUGUAGUACAGGGCCUGCCACCAAAAAGAGAGUUCAUUAUUUAUGGCAAGCUUACGCCCAAGCAGGAACAACUCUAUCGUGCUACACUUAAUCAAAGGUUGAAGGAAACCAUACUGGUGAGCGGUUUGAAAGAGUACCUUUCAGUGAACCAUAUAUUACAGGUUUCUGACGAGGAGGUUGAAAAGUUUGUGGCGCUGGAAGAUAAGCCAAGAGACAACAAAUUGUACGAGCAUUUUGAGUUUGUCAGGAAGCAGGUCGGGACCAAAAAGCUGAUGAAUGUGAUGAUGCAGCUGCGUCUGGUUUGCGACUCGCCUCACCUUUUUUUCUAUCCGUGGAAUGACUAUGCGGACUCAGGGCUGGUGGAACAGUCUGCAAAGCUGCAACUUCUAAACCAAUUGCUACCUGCGCUUCAUAAAGAUGGACACCGCGUCCUGAUAUUCACACAGUUCACGUCGAUGCUGGACCUGAUUGAAGAAUUUGUCAACAAUACACUUGGAUUCAAGUCGUGUCGAAUAGACGGAUCUACCGACCAGGCCGAUCGUAAGGACGAGAUCGAGCGGUUUGCAACCGAGGAGGUGGACGUGUUUUUGCUGUCUACGCGUGCUGGAGGCCUGGGGAUUAAUUUGACGGCUGCAGACUCGGUUGUUCUUUUUGACUCGGACUGGAAUCCGCAGGUCGAUCUCCAGGCAAUGGACAGAGUCCACAGAAUAGGCCAGACCAAGCCUGUAUCUGUUUUUCGACUGGUAAUUGCCAACACUAUUGAAGAGAUCAUGCUGGCCAAGGCAGACUCGAAAAGACGCCUUGAAAGGCUCGUCAUCCAGCUGGGUCAUUUUGAAGAUCUCUUGAAAUAUGGUACCGGCAACAGAAAGCCACAGGAUGCUCUACUGGACAAUCUCGGUCAGUUUUUAAGCGCAAAGGAGUUCAGGAAACGGGAGAUUGUCGAUAAUAAGCUUUCGGACGAAGAAAUGCGAGAGUUGCUAGACAGGUCGCCAGAAGCCUACCAGAGAGAAAAUGACGAUCACUUCGCCCACUUGAUGCUCUUCGAAACAAUUAAUUCCCUACAGUAA
This is a messenger RNA of Ogataea angusta, 2064 nucleotides long. RefSeq lists its product as uncharacterized. Gene Ontology annotation, cellular component: nucleus. The coding region runs from base 1 to 2064 and encodes 687 amino acids. The record is from RefSeq and is a predicted model, not a curated record. Gene Ontology annotation, molecular function: ATP binding; DNA binding; ATP-dependent chromatin remodeler activity. The transcript has a single exon. NCBI's taxonomy places the organism in Eukaryota, Fungi, Ascomycota, Pichiomycetes, Pichiales, Pichiaceae.